AUGCCCGACCAGCGCGGCAUCGAAAGUGCCCCUACACGUGCACUAUGGCCUCGCGCAGGCUACGCGACCACCUCCGGCAAUCCUCGGCCCUCGCCCCCACCUCCUCUGCCAUACAAGCCGACUCCAGCUAAAGAACGCGUCUCUCAUCGCGUAGAUCAGCAACAGGAACCCGUGCCGAAGAAGAAGGGCUGGCUGUCGCGACUGUGGCCCUCUAGGCCACCUUCAACAAUUUAUCCACCAUCUCCGGACAGAGAAAGAGGGUUGCAGGCUGCGAGGCGUGUGGUCAAGGAAGGCUUUUUGGAUCCCCGAUACAGACGCGCAGCCCGUAGCUUUACGGCUAUAAUGUGCGCAUUGCCGAUUUUGCUAUAUACUUCAUACGAGCUAUUCCAACGUCGGUUCAUGGGGAAAGAGCAAAAGACUAGACCUGCCAUCACAUCUGCAGAGGACGAUGGAAGCGAGAGCUGA
Cercospora beticola is the source of this 465-nucleotide messenger RNA. The record is from RefSeq and is a predicted model, not a curated record. NCBI's taxonomy places the organism in Eukaryota, Fungi, Ascomycota, Dothideomycetes, Mycosphaerellales, Mycosphaerellaceae.